GCUGAAGCCGCCACCGCAGGAACCUGGCGCUGCCGCCUUCGACUCGGGCGGCCAAAGACUGGAGGCGGAGGCGGGAGCGGAGCCGAGUGACGUGUCCCUGUCAUGGAGCUUAGCAUGAUUCAUCAACAGCCUCCGGAGCGGGCAGCCGGCGGUGCGAUGCUGCGCGCAGCCCCAGCUUAGAGAGGCCGAGGACCCACCAUUCUCCCCUCUGUUUCGACCUCCCGUCUUGGGUUUUUUCCCCUCCUGGCUGCUGAUUGAGGAUCCCCGACAGGGAUUUUUUAAAAAGGGCAAGAUGGAAGAAAUCCUGAAGAAGCUGCAGAAGGAAGCGUCGGGGAACAAAUACAAGGCGAUCAAGGAGAGCUGCACCUGGGCCAGUGAAAUUUUAGAAUCCCCAGAGGCUGCGACCAAGAUCCUUGCGUAUCAGCUAAGGGAGAAGUGUCUCCUUCCACUCCAGCUUGCUUUGGAAAGCAAGAACAUGAAGUUGGCCCAACAUGCUUUAGCAGGGAUGCAGAAGCUACUGUCUGAUGAGAGAUUUGUAACCAUGGAAACAGACUCUGAUGACAAGCAGUUGCUUAAUCAGAUGCUGAAUGCAGUCAGAGUGACUCCUUCCCUCAAUGAAGACCUACAGGUAGAAGUGAUGAAGGUCCUGCUCUGUAUAACAUACACUCCAACAUUUGAGCUGAAUGGGAGUUCAGUGCUUAAGAUUGCUGAGGUAUGCAUUGAAACGUAUGUCUCCAGUUAUCAUCAGAGGAGUAUUAACACAGCUGUGCGGGCAACCCUCAGCCAGAUGUUGAGUGAUUUGACUUUACAAUUACGCCAUAAACAAGAGAAUACUAUAGCUGAAGGUCAAGGAGUUUUUCAGGGGUGCAAGAGCCCAGAUUCUACUGCAGAGUCCCUUUGUGAUGAUGUUGUCUCUGUCUUCAUGGUUCUCUGUGAAAAACUUCAGACAGUCAUCAGUGAGAAUCAGCAGUUGCAGCUUCUCUUCCUGGAAUGCAUUCUCUCAAUGCUGAAUAGUUCCUCUCCUACUAUGCACCACCAUAAAGGAUUCACUGACCUCAUAUGGAAGCAGCUGUGCCCAGCCCUCAUAGUAAUCUUGGGAAAUCCAGUCCAUGACAAAACAAUCACCUCUGCACACAGCAACACUGGCCAUGAGGCUGAUUCUCCUUCCUCGGGGGUCUCUGAUCAUGGUCGAGGGUCAGGUUGCUCUUCCACCGCUCCUGCCCUUAGUAGUCCCGUUGCCCGGACAAUCUAUUACAUUGCUGCAGAGCUAGUUCGAUUGGUUGGGUCGGUGGAGUCCAUGAAGCCGGUACUGCAGUCUCUUUACCACCGUAUGCUGCUGUAUCCCCCGCCUCAGCACAGAGUAGAAGCUAUCAAGAUCAUGAAAGAGAUGCUUGGUAGUCCUCAGCGGCUCUGUGAUUUGGCAGGCCCCUGCUCCACUGAACCAGAAUCCAGAAAGAGGUCAAUUUCAAAAAGAAAGUCCCAUCUCGAUCUUCUCAAACUUAUCUUGGAUGGGAUGACUGAAGCCUGCGUGAAAGGUGGUAUUGAAGCAUGCUAUGCUUCGGUGUCCUGUGUGUGUGCCCUGCUUGGCACUCUAGAUGAGUUAAGUCAAGGGAAAGGCCUGGAUGAGGAGCAGGUCCAUCUGCUUCUCCGACGCUUGGAAGAAUUAAAGGAUGGGGGCGAGACAAGUAGAGAUUCCAUGGAGAUCAAUGAUGCUGAUUUUAGGUGGCAAAGACGUAUCCUGUCAUCAGAGCACACCCCCUGGGAUACUGGCAAUGAAAAGAGUCCUGAUAUUAGUAUUAGUGUCACAACAGAUACUGGUCAGACAACCUUAGAAGGUGAUCUGGGACAGACAACUCCAGACGAUAAUUCUGAAAUCUGUAAAAAUUCUAUACAGUCGCCAGCUGGACAAGUGGGUAAAGAAAUUCAUUAUAAAGAGCCAGAAUCAGAAACCGUUGACCAGCCAGAUGUUGUUCAACGGAGCCAUAUGGUUGUUUACCCAGAUAUAACUAAUUUCCUUUCAGUUGAUUGCAGGGCACGUUCUUGUGGAUCCAGGUACAGUGAGAGCAAUUUUAGUGUUGAUGACCAAGAUCUUUCUAGGACUGAAUUUGACUCAUGUGACCAAUAUUCUAUGGCAGCAGAGAAAGAUUCUGGAAGGUCAGAUGUUUCAGAUAUCGGUUCAGACAAUUGCUCAUUGGCUGAUGAAGAGCAGACCCCAAGAGACUGUACAGGGCACAAAUCUUUACGAACUGCUGCUCUUUCCUUGAAACUGCUGAAGAACCAGGAAGCAGAUCAGCACAGUGCCAGAUUAUUUAUCCAGUCCCUCGAAACUCUUCUGCCUCGACUCAUUGCUCUUCCUAAAGUAGAAGAAGUUGACUUAGCCCUCCAGAAUUUUGCUUCAGCUUUUUGUUCAGGUAUGAUGCAUGCUCCGGGAUUUGAAGGAAACACCAGCUUUAGCUUCCAGAGUUUGAUGAAUGCAGAUAGUCUGUAUAUGGUCUCUCACUACACUCUCCUGCUUAACCUGAAGCUGUCCAAUACAGAUUACUACCGAAAAAAGCCUGCCCAAUCCCCUGCAUUAAUGAGAUCUCUGAGGAAAAGCAACAUGCCCAGCAAUGCUGUGCAAGCUGAACUGUGCUGUUCUGUUCUGCAGAAGGAGUUUAUGAAGCAGGUCCAAUCCAGUGGAGUGUUGAUGGUAUUUUCUCAGGCUUGGGUUGAAGAGAUUUACCAUCAAGUACUGGAGAGAAAUCUUCUUGGCGAGGCAGGAUACUGGGGAAGUCCUGAAGAGCACAGCCUCCCACUCAUCACCAUGCUGACUGACAUUGAUGGUUUGGGAAGCAGUACAAUAGGUGGGCAGCUAAUGGCUUCUGCGUCCUCGCAGUCUCCUCUCAGCCAAACCCGAAAGCCGGAUGAUGCAGUUAUGGCAGGUGUCGCUUUUGCUCGAUACCUAUUAAUUGGCUGCUGGAAGAAUUUGACAGAUACCUUAUCUACACCUCUGACUGGACGCAUGGCAGGAAGCUCCAAAGGAUUAGCAUUCAUUCUAGGAGCUGAAGGAGUCAAGGAGCAGAACCAGAAAGAGAAGGAUGCCAUCUGCAUGAGUCUGGACGGACUGAGGAAGGCAGCCCAGCUUAGCUGUGCUUUAGGGGUUGCUGCUAAUUGUGCAUCUGCCCUUGCUCAGAUGGCUGCUGCUUCAUGUGUUCAGGAGGAGAAAGAGGAAAGGGAGGCCCAAGAACCCAACGAUGCCAUCGCUCAAGUGAAACAGAAAGUGGAGCAAAAACUGGAGCAGAUGGGGAAAGUGCAAGGGGUCUGCCUCCACACAGCCCACGUUUUGUGCAUGGAUGCCAUUCUUCAUGUGGGAUUGGAGAUGGGAAGCCAUAAUCAAGACUGCUGGCUGCACGUAUUUAGGGUUUGUGAGUACAUUAGCACCCUGGAACAUGCUCAUUUCAGUGACGGGACAUCUCAGCCACCUGUAACUAUUACCCAGGUUCAACAGGCCACAUCAGGGCUGCAGGGAGAAGUUCAGUGUACAGACUCAGUCCAGGAACUGACUGUGGAGCAAGAGUCAAUGCUGAGGAAUAAUCCUGUCAUCCAGCCAGUUUCCAUUCAGGAGCUCAUCAAAGAAGGCAGCAAGGGAAGAGCUUUUGAUUUUCGUGGAGGCAGCCUGAUGAGUGGAAGUGGUGCUGCCAAGGCUAUUCUCACACUCUCUACCCAGGCUGACAGGCUAUUUGAAGAUGCUGUUGACAAACUGAACCUGAUGGCAUUGGGAGGUUUCCUGUAUCAGCUGAAGAAAGCCUCUCAGUCCCAGCUCUUCCACUCAGUUACAGACACCGUUGAUUACUCCUUGGCAAUGCCAGGUGAAGUAAAAUCCACCCAAGACAGAAGAAGUGCACUCCACUUGUUCCGUCUCGGAGGGGCCAUGCUCCGAAUUGUAAGGAGUAAAUGCCGUCCUCUGCUCCAUCUUAUGCGCUGCUGGAACUUGGUGGCACCACACCUAGUGGAAGCUGCCUGUCAUAAAGAAAGGCAUGUUUCUCGGAAAGCUGUCUCUUUCAUCCAUGACAUCCUAACUGAGGUUCUGACAGACUGGAAUGAGCCCCCUCAUUUUCACUUUAAUGAGGCGCUGUUCCGCCCCUUUGAGCGUAUCAUGCAGCUGGAACUCUGUGAUGAGGAUGUCCAGGACCAGGUGGUUACAUCGAUAGGGGAGCUGGUGGAGGUGUGCUCAACUCAGAUCCAGUCCGGAUGGAGGCCGUUGUUCAGUGCACUAGAAACUGUGCAUAGUAGCAGCAAGUCAGAGGUUAAGGAAUACCUUGUCGGAGAGUAUUCACUGGGAAAAUGCCAGGCUCCUGUGUUUGACGUCUUUGAAGCAUUUUUAAAUACAGACAACAUCCAGGUCUUUGCAAAUGCAGCUACCAGUUAUAUUAUGUGCCUUAUGAAGUUUGUCAAAGGAUUGGGGGAGGCGGAUUGCAAGGAGAUUGGUGAUUGUGUACCAGGAUCAGGAUCCAUGUCUACAGACUUGUGCCUUCCUGCUCUUGAUUACCUCAGGCGGUGCUCUCAGUUGCUUGCAAAAAUCUACAAAAUGCCCUUGAAGCCUAUUUUUCUCUGUGGGAAACUUGCUAACUUACCCCAAAGAAUACAGGAACAAUCUGCAAGCAGUGAAGAUGGCAUUGAAUGUGUCCUUUCUGAUUUUGAUGAUGACACAGGCCUUAUUAAUGUCUGGAUCAUUCUGCUUGAAGAGUUGACAACUGCCAUAUCCAACUGCCCCCGUCAGCACCAGCCUCCCACCCUGGAUCUGCUCUUUGAACUAUUGAGGGAUGUUACCAAAACACCAGGUCCUGGAUUUGGAAUUUAUGCAGUUGUGCACCUUCUGCUCCCUACAAUGUCCCUUUGGCUUCAUCGCAGUCACAGCGAUCAUUCUUACUGGGAUGUGGCAUCUGCUAAUUUCAAGCAUGCUAUUGGCCUUUCUUGUGAACUAGUAGUGGAGCACAUUCAAAAUUUCAUACAUUCAGAUAUUGGCUAUGAGAAUAUGAUCAACACAAUGCUCAAAGACCUCUUCAAGUUACUAGUAGCUUGUGUGGCAGAACCCACAGAAUCCAUCUCUAGAGUUGGGUGCUCCUGUAUCAGAUAUGUUCUAGUGACAGCUGGUCCUGUUUUUACAGAAGAAAUGUGGAGGCUGGCAUGCUGUGCACUACAGGAUGCCUUCUCAGCUACUCUCGAACCAGUGAAGAAUCUGUUGGGCUAUUUCCACAGUGGCUCGGAAAACUUCAGUGGGGAUGCCUGUGAGGUGAAAGUGGCAGCUCCUUCCCUCUCUCCUAGCGCUGAAGCUGAGUAUUGGAGAAUACGAGCCAUGGCCCAACAGGUGUUCAUGUUAGACACUCAGUGCUCCCCCAAAACUCCAAACAACAAAGAAGGAUUUGAACAUGCUCAAUCCUGUGUGCUUAUAAUUGAGUUGCCCCCUGACAAGAAGCCCAAUGGCCAUACACAGAAAAGUAUUCCUUUCAGAACAAUUGUAGUGAGCCUGUUGUCCCACCAAGUGCUGCUGCAGAAUUUAUAUGAUGUUUUGUUGGAAGAGUUUGUGAAAGGGCCCUUGCACUCUGAAGAGAAGACAGCACAACAACUGCCGGAAACCAAACUGACUGGCUUCCUCAGGUACAUUUCUAUGCAGAAUUUGGCUGUCAUCUUUGACUUACUGCUGGAUUCCUACCGAACAGCCAGAGAGUUUGAUACAAGGACUGGGUUGAAGUGCCUGCUCAAAAAGGUAUCUGGCAUUGGUGGAGCUGCCAACUUGUAUCGCCAGUCAGCAAUGAGCUUCAACAUUUAUUUCCAUGCCUUGAUCUGUGCUAUCAUGACCAACCAGGAAAACAUCACUGCAGAACAGGUGAAGAAAAUCCUCUUCGAAGAUGAUGAAAGAAGCACUGAUUCGUCCCAACAGUGCUCUUCAGAAGAUGAAGACAUUUUUGAAGAGACGGCUCAAGUAAGCCCACCGAGGGGGAAGGAGAAGAGACAAUGGAGAGCCAGGCUGCCCUCUCUGAGUGUCCAGCCAGUCAGCAACGCAGACUGGGCUUGGUUAAUCAAAAGGCUUCAUAAACUGUGCAUGGAGUUAUGUAACAACUAUAUUCAAAUGCAUUUGGAUUUGGAAAAUAGUGCAGAUGAGCUCCCGAUCUUCAAAGGAGAGCCCUUCUUCAUUCUUCCAUCCUUUCAGUCUGAAACAUCCACCCCAUCUACUGGAGGACUCUCUGGGAAGGACACCCCUUCAGAAGAUGACAAAAGUCAGAUUAGGGACUCACUUACAGAGAACAUCUCUCCUAAGGGAGGAAGUGGAGAUAUACUGCUGCUUCCACCCUUGAGCCCCAAAACAGAGAAGAAGGACCAAGGCAGGAAAAAAGAGUGGUGGGAGAGUGCUGGCAACAAAAUCUACACCAUCGCCACAGACAAAACCAUAUCAAAGCUAAUGACAGAAUAUAAGAAAAGGAAACAACAGCAUAACCUGGCCAAUUUCACCAAAGAGAUGAAAGCAGACAAGAAAGGGGACCCUCUCAGCACAAGAGGACCAGAUUCCCCCCUCCCACAAAGGCCUCAAAAUCUGGUUGAUCAAGGCCAAAUGCGACACUCCUUCAGCGCAGGGCCAGAGAUUUUGAGACAAGAGAAGAGGCCGCGCUCUGGGUCAAUGGUCAGUUCACUCAACAUAUCUGUCCGGGAUGGUGAGGCACAAAUACAGGCAUGGACCAACAUGGUAUUGACAGUUCUUAACCAGAUUCAGGCCCUUCCAGACCAGAUCUUCACAGCUCUCCAGCCAGCAAUGUUCCCCUGCAUCAGUCAGCUGACUUGUCAUGUGACUGACAUUCGGGUUCGUCAGGCUGUGAGAGAAUGGCUGGGAAGAGUGGGAAGAGUGUAUGACAUUCUUAUGUAGUAGACACUGCUUGCAUUACCAACUAGAGAAUGAAUAUAAGACGCUACGAGGUGUACAAAUCAAAUGCAGUUACUGAAAGUUACCUAUUAAAAAUGAUAAGAGGGAUGUACAUGUAACUAUUUGCUGGUCAUUGGUAACUAGCAACUUCUGUUACAUGCUGUUAACUGCUUAAGAGCACAAUUCAGUCUUGCUCAAGUCUAUAAGAGCAUGUGAUAACCACAGUGUGCUUAUACAUCAAGUAUCACAAAAUAAUACUGCAUAUUAAAUCUGCACAUACUAUUAAAUCAGGCUGAUACAUGAAAACCCAGCAGAUUUUAUAUUGCAUAUUUUUCAAAGGGUGAAAAAGAUGGAAGUGUUUCUCUGCAGGAAGAAAGGGAAUGGAAGUUGCAGUAGAAUGCAGGUAGCAUAAAAUAGACACCUACAUAAAGUAGGCUUGGCAGGAAACAGCCAAACUGAGGGCCUACUUUUUCAAACCUUCAGUGUUGUCAAUAUUUUCCUAUUCCACUGCAUUUCUGUCCUCAGAAACUCAAAAGGCUUGCAUCCAGAAUUUACUUGAGAGUACAAUGGAUGCUUUGGUGUCUUUAGUAUAGAACCUCCUUGUGCCCCAAAAUCUGUCAGACUGACAUUUGAAAGCAUCUGCAUUCAUAUAGAUGAUGGGAGAAUCAUUCAAUAAAUGUAAUAAGCUAGGCCAAUUAUUUCUAACAAAUUUUUUUUCUUGUAAAGCAUGAAAUGAAAAAUAGACCAUCCAAAUUCCAAAAAUUGAACACAUUUUCAAGAUUCACAAUGCAGGUUUAAUUUUCUGUCUCACACUGGGAUGGGGAUCAGCUGUGUGUUGGCUUCUGAGGCACUUCUAACGUGAUUUUGUGUCAUCCUAGCGGUAGGUGUGGUAUGGUAUGACAUGGCAGGAGCAGCUUGCCUGGCGGGGCAGAGCAGGGGAGUCGAUGCUGCUUACUGGGAGAGGGAGAGGGGAGGCAGUAGUGUGGUUGGGGAGACAUGGGUGCACCAGCACAGCCAAUGUGCCCCUCCCUCUGGUGCUCCCACACAGCCCUAACCUGACCUCUCUGGCUCCUCCUCCCAAUAAAUGAUAGCAAUGCUCCUGCUGGAGGCUAUUCCUGCACCUAACUGCCCCACCGGAGGAGGCGCUACUGUGCCAUGGUGCUGAAAGUCUCCAGGCCCUGUAAACAGCCUCUCUAGGGAUGGGUUAGUUAAUUCUGUGCAAGGAAAGCCAUGCCAAAAGCCAUAGACCUUGUUUGAAGGUGACCCAAAGGUCCUUAGGCAAGGAAAAGGUGAUCAUAUAUAGCUAAAUAUAAAGCAGCAAUUUAACUGUUUUCUGUGACAACUACCUUGCCCCAUCCCUACAUUUUAGAUGAACAUGUCAUACCAUUGACUACUGUCCCAGAAUUUCCUAUUUUCAGUCUCUGUGGCCGUCUGUCUUUGUUUUACCUCUCUUCUUCAUGAAAAGGAAUAAAUCCCUAAUUUAGGUUUGGAAGGUGGCACAUUUUAUCCUUUCAUUCAUCCUGUGAGGUAGGCUACUUUGAGAAAGGGUAACCAGCCUUCAUGGCGGAGCAAGGAUUGAUCGGAGACCUUCCAAGUAUAACAUCAUCCACUAUCCACACUUCUUCUUUUAAAUCCUUUUUCUUAAGCCAAGCUAACAUACCCAGCCAAAUAUACAGGCCAUUAAUUAGAAAAGGGUCUAUAAAAUAUGUGUGUAGCCACCGUUAUUUAUUAUUUAAUUUGCUACACUUGUAUGCUACCUUUCUCCCACUGCAUUCAAGCUGGUUCAUAAUUUAAAAGAAUGCCUUGCAAUUUAAUAGAUACAAUACAAAAGAGAAAGGGAACACACGAAGAGAAAAAUAAGCAAAUUAAAAUAGUGUACUCACACCGUGAGCCAGUUCUCGGAGAGAAGAAACCUAAUGGCAGUUGGUCCUAGCCAGUUUUAUUUUUUUGUUUUGGUAAAAAUGAGGUGCCAGUAUUCAUAUUAAAAAGUGCUGUGGGUGCCAGCACAAAAUGGCUGCAUCUGGCAGCAAAAAAAGAGGUGACGAUACACCGUAGCAUCACAGAAAAAGUACUGGUCCUAGCCUAGGUAAUGGAGAACUACUUGCUAUCUCACUUCUGCCUCUGAUGUAGAAUGGGAGCAACUCCUAUGGUGGGAGGAGCUAGUUAGGAGCUUGUCCCAGAUGAGCCUAUGGAGAGAGGCCUUGCUGUCACUCCUCCCUGGAGCAACCAGGUGGAGCGGCUGUUUCUAGUUCUAGGAGGAGAGUCAAUAUUUGGCCUCACACAAUAGAGAGGGCCUUACAUCUUAAUUACUUCUAAAACUCAGUAGCUAGCUCUCACAUCCAUGUGGCACACGGGCAUACACACGCUUCUCACAUGCCCUGUGGAUCAGACUGAUUCCUACAGUCUCUACACCCUGUUUCUGAGGUCAUUAUUGACAAACCUGACCCAACUGUACAGGUAACCAUUGCAACUAUGGGUGUUUUUUAAGAACCCCAACAGAGUAGCCUAUGAUCCUCAUCUCAGGAUUGCUUGCAGUGCCAGGGAAAACUUUGAGGACAACUUUUGGAUGGUGUAGCGCAGCUUCUUGCACCGACCCUGAUUAUUGUUCUCAGUAAUUGAAUUUAAAAGUUGUUAGAUCCUUCAUCAGCCUGGUUUAUGAUGCAUUGCAGUUUGCCCUGGGGAAGAAGUCAUUUCCCUUACAUCUCCCUCUUUUUUGUUAAGUUAAUAGAAGACUAUGAAUGUACAUGUUCUAUCAGCUGCUGAACCUUGUGACUAUCUAAUGCAUAUUAUGGAAUUCUUUGUCAAAGAAGCUGCUGCUGUGCCCGAAUUUGAUUGUUUUGUUCUUUUAUUUGGUUUUCACUUUAAAUAUGCAGUGUUUCUAUGGCUCUCUUUGUGAAGUUGGAAUUUUUUAGGGGAACAUUUUCAAGUGGUGCACACCUACAUUGUUUGUUAGUUGGAUUUUAUAUGCAAUUCUAGCUUGUUGCUAUAAGCUUUUAUUUAACAGAGUAAUUAAAUAGAGGGACAGACAUACCACACUCAGGACUUCUGCUUCCAUUCUACUGAAUGCCAAAAAAUUUUCCAAGAUUGAAAACAUAGCUUUUUUGUUGUUACUCUGUACGGAGAGGCUUAUGUUACAUGUGAGCCAGUACUGUUAAUUGCGCAUGUUGGGAAGACAAGUGUGGUAUGAGAAGAUUUUAUAGCCAUUGUUAGAGGAGAGGCAAAAGUAAACUAUUGUUACUCAAGGAGACAAGGCAUUACGGCUACCAAGUAGAAAGGCCACUUUAAAGCAUUCAGCAUUGCAGCUGUCGCCCAUGUGGGUCAGUUCUUUUCUGUCCAGCAGCUUACUAUGGAGAUCAGGGUGUUUGCACACUGCGUAAUUUCUUUUUUAUAUAUAUUACCGUAAACCGAGCUAUAGAAGCUGGCCUUUGACAUACACGUGAAGUGGGGGGGGGAGGAGAGAGAGAACAGGACAGAAGCUCCACGUUUUGAAGACCACCAAGGGGUCAUGGAUUAGGCAGGUGAAGCUGAAGGGGCAAAUGGAAACUCAGUUUGAUGGCCUGUGCCACAGAAUGCAGUAACAUUGUUAGGAAUGGAAUGGGUUUUCUUAGCUGACUUUGAAAACUUGCCACAGCCUGAUAAUGAAAUAAAUGUCGCAGACUUAGAAGGCAAUUGCCAAACCAGCCACAUACUGCAAAGGUGAGUCCAAUGUGAAUAGUGAUGUCCAUAUUGAGCUUCAUUCCAUGCUAGCAAAUAGUUUCCUAUUCACUUCAAUGGAGGGAGCCAUUGCACUUUAUGUGCACACUGGCAGAGCUGUACCUUCUACUGUUAUGACUCAGAAAGUUCUUUGUGGCAAGGCUUAAGUACAUAGGAGCUCACUGAACUUUUGCUUUCUCCCACCCCAUCUCAAAAAGGGUGAUAUCAGGCAUAGGAUAAUCAGGUGCCUAUGCCCUACAAGACGUGUAUUGUGGAAGGUAAAAGUUUGCACCAUUUCACCAUGCAAAGGCCUGCUGAUCAUAUGAAGUGGUCGGCAUAGGGUGGAACUUGCACAUCACAAAAAUCAGAAUGGCAGCUCUGUGUCAAGGUCAGUCCUCUACCACCAUACUGCGUAGUGCAAUUUCUCUUGUGUCCAGGCAUCACUACUAUAUGAGUAUUUUUCUGCUAAGAGCUGCAAGUGCUUGGGGGCAAAAUUGAGACAAUGCUCCAAGUAGUAACUUAAGGGCUGGAGUUAACACAUUUUGAAGGAGAAGCCUUAGUGCAGGGCUGUCAUUUUGGGGUUUGUUUAAAUAUAGUUCCAUCCAUAGAAAACAUUCCAUCUUAACUAAAAGGGAAAAGAUACCAUACUAAAUAAUUGCAACAUCAUUCUUAGAGCAACAAAGCUGCUUAUUUAUAUGGCAAGGAUAUCUUCCAGCGCUGGUUACUGUUCACCAUAUGAAAUAUGGUGCCAAGCUAAAUGGAUAAAAACCACUUUUCCCACUAUUGCAGUGAAAUGAAAGACCCAAAGGACCAUUUGUUCUCUUAUGCCAAAGCUAUGACCCGCUUAAAAGUGAAUAUAACCAAAACAAAAUUGACUUGUAAAAAUGAUGACUUUCCUUAACAAGUCUUGCUCCAUUUCACAUGUAGGUAGGAAAUCACAAGAAUCCAAAAUAUUUUGAAGGCUGCAAAUAAAUAAACCCAGACUUUUUGUUCUGUUAGAUGGGCGUAGCCUUUUGCAAGUGCAAUUCUGUAAGCCCUGAAGGCCUGCAAUUUGGAAUGAGGUUAGCAGCAAGGAACAACCAGGAGAGAUGCAGUGGAGCAGUGGGCGGUCCCCUUGGCUUCAUGUCACUACACUCUGUAUGGAGUGGCCAUACAAAGUCAGCUUAUGCCUACACAACUACGAAUACCUUUAAACUGUCUUUGAAUCCUGCCCUAUCUUUCCUUGUGCUAUUAAAUUAAAAUGACUUCCUAGUCCUCCUUCCCCCUUUUUUUGUGAACCAUGUUUGUUUAGUUUUUCCUGUAUCUAUGUUCAGCAGUUCGUUGUAAGUCAUUUUGCAAAACGUAUUUUGUGUAUAUUUUGUUCAAAGGGAAUUCUUAAAGGAAGAUAUUUUAAAA
Molecule: messenger RNA, 11983 nt
Organism: Rhineura floridana
Lineage: Eukaryota; Metazoa; Chordata; Lepidosauria; Squamata; Rhineuridae
Gene: ARFGEF3
Product: ARFGEF family member 3
Exons: 34
Coding region: 293-6898 (2201 amino acids)
Biological process (GO): regulation of ARF protein signal transduction
Molecular function (GO): guanyl-nucleotide exchange factor activity
Source: RefSeq, a predicted model, not a curated record